This is a messenger RNA of Ipomoea nil (Japanese morning glory), 681 nucleotides long. RefSeq lists its product as uncharacterized. The record is from RefSeq and is a predicted model, not a curated record. The coding region runs from base 1 to 681 and encodes 226 amino acids. The transcript has a single exon. Lineage: Eukaryota; Viridiplantae; Streptophyta; Magnoliopsida; Solanales; Convolvulaceae.
AUGGAGAUGGAAGCGGACAUGGGACCUCAAACCAAUGGGACGUCGAUUGGUUUGGACGUUAUGAAAGAGAAGAACAACCAAAGUGUUCCUAGUCCGGCGAACACACCAAUAUCAUUCCGUCGAGCAUUAACUGGACUGAAUGACAAUGUGGGGCGGACUGAUGAUGUCUCUGAUGACGAAGCUGGCGAGCAAGAAGAUGAUGAUCCGAUGUGCCCAGUUGUGAAACUGACGAAAGAAGAAAAGAGAAGGAUGAGGCGUAGAUGGGAAAACACAUUGAUAAUCAAAGUCCUAGGGAAGACGGUUGGAUACAACUAUUUACUACGAAGAUUAAGAACCAUAUGGAAUCCAAAAUCAGGUAUGGAUCUCAUUGCCAUACAAAACGGGUACCAUUUGGUUAGGUUUGCAUCAGUCGCCGAUUACGAACAUGCAAGGCUGGAAGGACCAUGGACUGUUCUUGAUCACUGCUUAGCCGUCAAAGACUGGGAACCAGACUUUGAUCCCAUGCGUGAUGAAACUCAGAGACUCCUCGUUUGGAUUCGCUUCCCUUGCCUACCAAUAGAAUACUACGACUACGAUUUCUUGAUGAGGGUGGGAGAUAUGAUAGGAUCGGCUGUCAAGGUCGAUCAUGCAACAAGCAUGGCGUCCCGUGGUUUGUUUGCUAUAGAGUGUGUGUUGAAAUAG